Polyodon spathula (Mississippi paddlefish) is the source of this 3306-nucleotide messenger RNA. RefSeq names its product actin-binding LIM protein 3-like. The transcript is spliced from 23 exons. Lineage: Eukaryota; Metazoa; Chordata; Actinopteri; Acipenseriformes; Polyodontidae. Gene Ontology annotation, biological process: cytoskeleton organization; lamellipodium assembly; cilium assembly. The record is from RefSeq and is a predicted model, not a curated record. Gene Ontology annotation, cellular component: stress fiber; actin cytoskeleton. Bases 53 to 2119 code for a protein of 688 amino acids. Gene Ontology annotation, molecular function: actin filament binding.
AUAUAUAUAUAUAUAUUUCCUUCUAUCGGAUGAGAAAACAAUUCUGUGCAUCAUGAGCACUCGUGUUCCCUAUGAACACAACUCGUACAGUGCAGGCCAUGGCUCCUCAGUGAUUCAGUGUUACCGGUGCAGAAAUGUCUGCAAGGGGGAGGUGGUGAGAGUGCAGCACACCCACUUCCAUGUCAAGUGCUUUACCUGCCACGUGUGCGGAUGUGACCUGGCCACAUCAGGCUUCUUCCAGAAGAACGGGGAGUACAUCUGCACUUCGGACUACCAGCGGCUGUAUGGGACACGAUGUGACAGCUGUGGGAACUUCAUCACUGGGGAGGUGGUCUCAGCUUUAGGCAGGACCUAUCACCCUAAGUGCUUCGUCUGCAGCAUCUGCAGGAAAGCUUUCCCCAUUGGAGACAGAGUGACUUUCAGUGGAAAAGGCUGUGUUUGCCAGCAGUGCUCUCAUGUCCUGCCCAGCAGCAAUGAACCUGUGAAGAUUCAUGGACCAAGCCAUUGUGCUGGGUGUAAAGAGGAGAUCAAACAAGGACAGUCCCUAUUAGCGCUGGAGAAGCAGUGGCACGUGAGCUGUUUCAAGUGCCAGACAUGUGGAAUUGUGUUGACAGGAGAGUACAUUAGCAAGGACGGAGUUCCAUACUGUGAAUCUGAUUACCAUUCCCAGUUCGGAAUUAAAUGUGAGACCUGCGAUAGAUAUAUCAGUGGAAGAGUGUUAGAGGCUGGUGGAAAGCACUACCACCCAACAUGUGCGAGAUGUGCUCGCUGCAAUAUGAUGUUUGCAGAAGGGGAAGAGAUGUAUCUCACAGGAUCAGCAGUUUGGCACCCACAGUGUAAACAGGCUGCAAGGGCUGAGAGGAAACUCAAGCACAGACGUACUUCUGAAACCUCAAUUUCUCCGCCCGGGUCCAGCAUUGGCUCUCCGAACCGUGUCAUUUGCGCAAAGGUGGAAAACGAGAUCCUUAAGUACAAAGAUCUGGCUGCUCUUCCUAAGGUUAAAGCUAUAUAUGAUGUUCAGCGGCCUGAUCUCAUUUCCUAUGAGCCCUAUCACAGAUACACCUCAGAUGACAGGCUAGAAAGAUACAGCUAUGGGGAGUCUCUGGGAACCCUUUCACCGUACUCACAGGACAUUUAUGACAGUAUUGAUCUGAGACAGAGAAGGGCAUCCAGCCCCGGAUACAUAGACUCCCCGAGUUAUAGUCGACGGGGAAUGUCACCCACCGUGCCCCGCUCUCCUCAGCACUAUUACCCAUCAGGCACUGAAAGUGGCAGAAGCUCUCCAUAUUACAGCCAGGUCGAUGUCAAGUCUGCCACUCCCACCACCUACCAAGCUCCUAAACAUUUCCAUGUGCCAGCAGCAGCAGAGCCAAACAUCUACAGGAACCCCCCCAUCUAUAAGAGAUAUGACAACCACCACUUUGCAGGAACGAAAAGCAAGACCAGCGAGGAUAUUUUUCAGUAUUCCAAAUUCCCAGCUGCCUACUCUCCACACCACUAUCAGCAAUCUGAAUCAGACUACUAUCAUUACUCUGGUUCUUCAAAAGCCCCAAGAGCUCGGAGAUUCUCAUCAGGAGGAGAGGAGGAUGGCUGGGAUAACAGCCUCCACAAGAUCCAGAGCAGCAUCGGCAGAAUGAUUCUGAAGGAAGAGAUGAAAGCGCGUUCCGGUUCCUAUGACAACAACCCCUGGGCCAGCGCUCGCAACUCCCGCAGCGGCAGCAAGGAGACCCUGCAGAGCAUUGGAUAUGAGCCGUCAAUGAAUGGAUCUCCCCGGUCUCACUACACAGCUGACAGCGAUUCUAUUAUUUCCAAGUCAGCUUCUUUGCCUGGUUAUGGAAGAAAUGGGUUACACCGGCCUCAAAGUGCUGAUUACUUCCAGUACGAUAGCAGCAGUGCAGUGAACUGGGGAAUGAGAGACUACAAGAUUUAUUCUUACGAAGCGCUAUUAGUAACCACCAGGGGGCGAAACAGGCUGCCAAAAGAAGUAGACAGAGCCAGGUUAGAGCGCCAUUUGUCUCCAGAAGAGUUCUACCAUGUGUUUGGAAUGACAAUCGCAGAUUUUGAUCGCUUGGCCUUGUGGAAGAGGAAUGAGCUCAAGAAACAAGCACGGCUAUUUUAAAAGCAAACACAUUAUUGUGUUUAAUACCUUAUACUCUUAAGAAAAUGGACACGUCAAGAAGACACAGUGAACCUUUGCAAAUGUACUGAACUGUCUUUUUGUAUUCCACUUGUAGAUUCUGCCCUUUGUAAAUAUGUCUUCCCAAUUCUCUUAAGAGCUAAAUAGAUGUUGUAGCAUUUUGGCUUUUCCCUAUGGGUUGCAUCUGCAUAGCAGCAGACUGUAUGACUAGAAUAUUAAUAAGUGUAUCUGACAGUUUCAGAGUGAAAAAUGCAGCAUCACUUUUUACCUUUCAAGUAAUGCAUUUCAACAGAAACGUCUCACAAAAAUAUAUUGGCAUUAUACUCGUAUAUUUUAAUUCAUAUAUUUUUUGUGUGUGUUCGGUCAGGUUAUAAGCAUUACGUGUUUUUAACAAUUCCAUAACCCUUUCCUUAAAACCUUGUUAUUCCAAUAAUGUUUGUGAGAAUGUGUUAUUUGUAAAUUAUACAGCUUUAGCACCACGUGUUUGUGGCUCACACCUUCACCUUACACGUGUUUCAACCAAUCAAAAAUGAUUGUAACAAAGCAAUGGCACAUUAGAGAAUAUGUAAGGUCUCCAAAUCUGUCAUGAGUUGAAGCACUGUGCUGUAUGGUGGCUCUGGGAUACGACGUGGCAUGCAACCAAAGUACCUAUACUCUAUCUUUUUUUUUUGCACGUUACCAAUGCUUUCAGAAAAAAAAAAAUGUUUGAUUUUUUUUUUUGCCUGACUGGAACUCCUCCUAACCCCUUCCUCAUAAUUUAUAAUGUUAGAAGGAUUUUUUUUUUUUUUUUCUUGCAUUUAAAAAUAAGUUUGUAUUCUCCAUUUUAGUUUUGGAUGACUGUAGGAUGUACUGGUGCAAAACGAAAUGUAAUCGGCCAAGCGGCAUUUGCCGGCCUUUGUUUUAUUUUAUUGUGUCCCGUCCCAGGAGUAUGUUAACAGGGACACUGUUGCUUAUAUCAUAUGAUAUUAACACCAAUGUCAGUUAUUAAUUGAUGCCAUUAAUAGUUGUGGAUAGUUUGGGAUCAGAUUGCACGGCUACAGUAAGCUGCGGGUAUCCUUGCGCUUCCUUGUUGGGUUUUUUUGUAAUGAUCUACAACACCUAGUUACUUUAUUUAUCUGCCAGUACUGUAUCAAUAUACUAUGUAAAAAUAAAAAUUCCGUUUAAAUAAA